This is a messenger RNA of Rhea pennata, 8855 nucleotides long. It is a transcript of the gene TFDP2, whose product is annotated as transcription factor Dp-2. The coding region runs from base 64 to 1407 and encodes 447 amino acids. Gene Ontology annotation, biological process: regulation of transcription by RNA polymerase II; regulation of cell cycle. Lineage: Eukaryota; Metazoa; Chordata; Aves; Rheiformes; Rheidae. The transcript is spliced from 12 exons. Gene Ontology annotation, molecular function: DNA-binding transcription factor activity, RNA polymerase II-specific; RNA polymerase II transcription regulatory region sequence-specific DNA binding. Gene Ontology annotation, cellular component: nucleus; transcription regulator complex. The record is from RefSeq and is a predicted model, not a curated record.
AUUCUUUGAAGAUGAAAAGGGAUAUCUUAUGGUUUUACGGAAUAUAAAGCAAUAUUGUCUGACAUGACGGCAAAAAAUGUUGGUGUGACUCCCACAAAUGGCGACUUGAAAGGAUUUAUAGAUCAGAACCAGAGUCCAACAAAAGGUAAUAUUUCAAUAAUUACAUUACCAGUUUCCAGCACCAACUCUCCAACUAAGAUUUUGCCAAAAACUUUAGGACCAAUAAAUGUGAAUGUUGGACCCCAAAUGAUCAUAAGCACAUCACAAAGACUGACCAAUUCAGGGAGUGUUCUGAUUGGGAGUCCCUAUAAUCCAGCUCCAACAAUGGUCACACAGACACACAUAACAGAAGCUACUGGCUGGGUUCCAGGGGACAGAAAACGGACUCGAGAAUUUAUAGAAUCAGAUUUUUCAGAAAGUAAGAGAAGCAAAAAGGGAGAUAAAAAUGGAAAAGGUUUGAGGCAUUUUUCAAUGAAAGUAUGUGAAAAAGUCCAACGUAAAGGAACAACUUCAUACAAUGAAGUUGCUGAUGAGCUGGUAUCAGAAUUCACAAAUUCUAACAGCCACCUAGCUACAGAUUCGCAGGCUUAUGAUCAGAAAAAUAUUAGGCGGAGAGUUUAUGAUGCCCUUAAUGUGCUGAUGGCAAUGAACAUAAUUUCAAAGGAGAAAAAGGAAAUCCGAUGGAUUGGCCUUCCUACAAACUCAGCUCAGGAAUGUCAGAAUCUAGAGAUAGAGAAACAGAGGCGGAUUGAACGGAUAAAACAGAAGAGAGCCCAGCUACAAGAAUUGCUGUUGCAGCAAAUAGCAUUCAAAAACUUGGUACAAAGAAAUCAGCAAAACGAACAGCAAAAUCAAGGCCCUCCAGCUUUGAACUCUACAAUACAGCUGCCUUUCUUAAUAGUCAACACUAGCAAAAGAACUGUUAUAGACUGCAGUAUAUCAAGCGAUAAAUUCGAAUACCUCUUUAAUUUCGAUAACACUUUUGAGAUUCACGAUGACAGUGAGGUGCUGAAGAGAAUGGGAAUGUCUUUUGGGCUUGAAGCAGGCAAAUGUUCAGCUGAGGACCUAAGAACUGCAAAAUCACUGGUGCCAAAAGCUUUAGAAGGCUACAUCACAGAUAUGUCUGCAGGAUUUUCCUGGAUGAACCAAGGAUUAUUUUCAAAUUCAGCACAAGCAGCUUCACAUACAGAAGUAGUAGGAGGCACUUCUGUUUCUAAAUCAAGUGAGAAUCCAGGGUUGUGUUUGGAUGCUGAAGUGGCCUUAGCAACUGGGCAGUUCCUCGCCCCUAGCAGUCAACAGUCCAGCAGUGCAACAUCACGCUACUCAGAAUCAAGGGGAGAAACGCCAUGCUCAUUCAAUGAUGAGGAUGAAGAGGAUGAAGAUGAAGAUCCUUCCUCCCCAGAAUAAAGACAGUAGAAAACUGAGUACACAAAAUACUACUCAUACAUGUUCUUACUGAGAGCUCCUGUUCUGGAUUUUAAGUUUCUUGCUUUUGUUUGCACUGUGUUCAGUGAAGAUUCAGAACAAACAUAUCCAAAGUUGAAACUGAAAAUUUUUUUAAUUGAACACAGAGUGAUACGCAGACACAGAGCAAAGUGAGAGUGUGUUUUUUUUUUUUUAAUCAACUAAAACCAAGGAAAAGAACAAAGUCCCUGGAGAUCUGGCAAAGUAAACAUCAAGUUCACAUUAUCCAUUUUGGGGCAUUUUGUCUCAAGUCUCUGUCUUCCCCUUAUCCUAACCAAACGGAGAAGAAAACAGGGUCAGUCAACAAAUGCUGAUUCUCACAUUGUCUUUUGGUUGUGCUACCUUAAAAAGAAAAGGAAAAAAAAGUAGCGUGUGCACAUUCACAUGCUGAAAUAGCUAUUUAAAAAUACCUUGUAUGAAAAUUAUUAUAGGGAGAGGGGCUGUUAGAAUGUUUGCUUUUUUCUGUUCAACUGGCUGUAUAGAAGAUUCUUAAAGUAAUAUAAAUUGCAAGUGAUUAAAUGACUCUUGAAAUAGAUUAAAUCCAUUUUAGAUACUCUAAAAAUAAUACUAUAUGUCUCUUUUGAAAGGUUCAUAUGUUCAUUUAUACUACAGGCCUAAUUUAUUUAUAAUAAGUGAUUAUUCUUAGCUGUUAAAGCAGUCAGGAUUAAAACAGCAGUAUUCUCUGCACCAGCUCUUUUUCCAAUAAAAAAAAUAAGUGAAAAUGUAUUUAUAAAUUAUAGUAUAUCCAGUAUAAGUUCUCCUUUACUGUUCUAAUUUUAUUUGGUUUUACAGCAUGUAUAUUUUAAAAAAGGCCUCUAUGUUAAGAAUCUUGGGCAACAUCUUUUCAUGGCAAGAUUUUAAAAUUCAGGGCAGGCAAGUCAAAUUUUUAAAGUCAUAGGUUAAGAUACUUAGGAAGAAGAUUAAAUUUUGACAAAUCAUAAUUUGAUUAGGAGUAUAAUAUAAUAAUUUAACUUGCUUAUAGUUAACUCUUGUUGCACGAGCCUUGAUGCGUCUUUGGAAAAUAUUAUUACCAAGCAACUUCUUAAAAUAAUUUGUGGCUGAAGUUACACAACAUGAAUUCCGUUUGAACAGUUAAAUUAGCCUUAUGACAGGAGGCUCUGUAUUAUAUGUUUAAAAUCACAUCCAAUCACAAAGACUUAAAAAAAAAAAAUCUUAUAGCAAAGCAAAAUCCAGUGUAGAUGGUACUUUUCUGAUGGUGUUCUAACAUUUAGUAUUUUAACUAGUCUUGAAGUUAACUAUUUUUAAUUAGGUGAAUCCAGUUAAAAAAGUUACUCCUUUUUAGUUUUUAUACUACAUGUAAAUAAUACUAAAAGUACCAAUAUAUUAGCUGUCAGAACACAAUGACUUUCGCUCUGUUAUUUAGUUACAGAUUAGGCAACUUGUAAUACUUUACUAACUUGAACAAUGGCAGCAAACUAUAUUCCUUGAUUGCUGUGGCUAUUACCCUAACAGUAUGAGGUCUGUCCACAUUAUCUUUUCCAGACAAAUCUGCCCUCAAGACAACGCGGGCCAAAAGCACUAUGCCCAAACUAGUAAGAAAAAAUAAAAUAAAAAAAAAUGAAGCUUUAGCUAGAAAGCUACCCAGCUGUUCUACUGGUGUUGGCUCAUAACUAGCUACAUACAGGACAGAUAAAACUGCAAGGAGCAUUCAAACACACCUGCAGUCUUGCCUAAAAAAAAAAUAUCCAGGUAGAAACUUUAAACAGAUGAUAGCUUAAACUCCUACAGUUGAUGUACAGAUAGGAUGGCACCAUUGUUUAGGCAUAGCUCUCGCUGGAGUAAAUAGAGCUAUCUGCAUUACACAAAUAAUACGCAAAUGCACAGAGAAAAAUUCCUGUACGCUUUACCAUGUUAUUCGCCCCUGGGCAAGACUGUUAAGCUGUCCUAUGCACACGGCUCAUAGACUACAGCUGACCAAGGCAUGAACACUAACCUCACUUCAACCAAAUUUCUAACACUACCUCUAUAUGAAGAAAAAAAAGCUUUACAAGUACAAAAAAAAAAAAAAAAGUUCUCACUGAGCGAUUCAAUGCACUUGAUUGAAGUGGUUCAAUUCUGUAGUAAGAGAAGGAAGAGAUUGCAGGCAUGCUAUUAUGGAAUUAUCAAUUUUAUAAAUGACAUUUGAUACAAUUUUUAUUAGUAUUAUUUUGGUUUUGGAAAACUAUCCUGUCAGCUUUUAUUGGAAACAGCAGAUCAAAGAUACCCGAUAUGCACAGGACAUUCUAAUGCACCGUUAAGGACAGAACAUUUUUCUAAACUAAUUCAGUAUUCCCCCAGCCCCAUACACUAGGGGAUAUAUCUGACUUUACACUUCCCACUCAAAGUUUGCAUAAAAAUAAAACCCAGAAAAACAUUAAUCUAAACAAUUGUUAAAAGAUGAACACUUUGAAUUACAAGAAGUUGGCAAAAGAAUUUCUUGACUAGAAACGUAAGGUGUUUUCCUAGCUUCAUUGUGCUUUCUACUUUUCAGGAGGAAGAUCCUGUGUAAGGUCUUGCUCCCAUUGAUGUCUGUUUCCUUCAAAGCAGCAGAGUACACAGCUACUUGCUUUCUGGCAAACUUCAAGCUAUCAGCCCCUAAUUUUGGGGGAUAUUUUAAUCUAGGAGCACAUAACAUUUAUGUACAUAGUUGAACCAUGAUUUCCUUCCCCUUCCCCCACCCCGAACUAGUUAAAUACAAAGGACAAAACAAGUUUGAACACUUAAGAGACUUCAAAAGGAAAUUCUUCCCUUGGGAUUCUUUGUGCCAAGUUCCAGCUGAGAAUGAAGUUCUACUAGAGCACUGUGGUCUUGUGGUUAUACUAAAGUCUGGGAACUAGGAGAAUUCUGGGUCUUAUCCAGCCACAACCACUCCCUGUAUGAUCUCAGGCAAGUCAUUCAGCCACUCUUGCUCGUAUUAGCUGACACAUUUAAAAAUAAAAGUAAAGUUAGAACCUCACAAAAUAUAGACGUUGCAUCUGAAUUGAGCUCUGAGCAAUUAUGAGUAACAAUACUAAACAAUCACACAGCUCCCACUAAGUUAAUGGCAGUAGCCAUGUUCAGUUCCUUCAACAUGCAGGCUCUUCCUCCGAGGGCCACCAGUCAUUAACAACACUGGUUUUCCCAUUUUCUAUUCAGCUGCCACCAUCCUCUGCUCUCGUCAAUACUCUUAAAAUUCAUUCAAAUAAAACAAUUAGCAAUUGGUACUAGACUGUAUCCCGCAUAAGGCAGAGUUAACAUUUAAAUUUCCAUAAAUAUCUGAGGUAGACCUUAAAAGUGACGUUUGUGUCUUGGAACACUAUUUAUUGGUUAUGCAUUCAGUUGAAAGUAAACAGUUUUUCUGGACUUACUUUAUGGUGCUUAAAAACAAUCUAAAUUUGACUUAGAAAAAAAUUGUCACCACCACAAACUAGAUGAAAAAUUGUGAGUGGGAGACAGCAUUUUUCUAUUAUGUGGAAAUCAGAUAUAAUGUCUGUGGAUUUUGUUUUUAAAAGUUAUAUUAAAGCUGUGCCAGUCUUCUCAUUAACACUGGAAUUAAUGGCAAAAAAUCCACCUAAUCUAAGAAAGCGUGUAUAUUUAAGUAAACACUAAAGCACAUACAUAAUGUUAGUUUAACUGAAGGCGUGAUUUUAGCUAGCUUCGUUAAACUAGUACAAGUGACACUGAAGACAUUUCCAAUUUGGCUAAGAGGUUUGGGGUGGAGUGGUGGCAUGGGGGGUGGGAAGGGAGUGUUCUUUUAAAGUAUAGCUUGGAAAUACUCCUAAUUUAUUUGAACAGCUGCAAGUUGCUGAGUAUACAAAAUAGUCAAAGGGAUUUGUGUCAGUUAACCAAGUCAGUUUAGAGCAGCAUGAUGUAAAAAGGCCUAAUAAAGCCAAGUUUUAAUUCUCUUCCCCUCCCCCCCCAAAAAACCUCCCAAAUAUAACAAUGCCUGAAGUCAGAAUUCAACAGUUAAAGUUUAAAAUGUCAAGUGCUCUUUCUUCUGACCACACCACCCCUUUAAACACAGGAGUAUGGCUGAAAUUUAAUCUCAUUUGAAACUAAGCACUGGGCAAUACUCAUUGUUAUAACUAACUGGCUAUUUACAACUGAAAUUAAAUAAGAUCUACUUUUAAAGAGAAUGCUUUCCUUUUAAUGAGUUAAGGACAUUUGGGUUUUGGUUUAAUUUAAAAACAAAGCAAGUAGCCACAGGAUAUAUAGCAAACAAACUACUAAGACUGUGACCCUCCUCGUUGUAUCUUUUCAUUACAGGAUUCUCUUGGUGUCAGGAGUUAAGUAUUAAUUAAAAAAAAAAAAAAAAAAAGAAAAAGAAAGAAAAAAAAAGGCAGGAGAAAGAAAGACCAAAGGAGAUUUGUAAAGUUUUGAACAAUAAAUUUCAGUAACAAUCAUGCAUUGAAGAAACAUUGUUCUGUUUACUGUAAGCUUAAUUUAUUUUAAAGAGAUGCUGCAGUUGAGUUAUCACAAUUGUCUGGGAUAUUUUAUGGCUGAAGGCCUCUUCAAAUGCUCAACACUGGAAAAUUGUGCCUGCUGCAGCACUACUGAUGAACCAUUGAGAAGCUAAGAGAAGUUGGUGUGUUUUUUUUUUUUAAACAUGCCAUUUCAUGAAUCUUGACCUAUGUCCAGAACUGACAUGCCAGUAAAGCAUCAGAAUUUGUCACACACCUAUGCGUCUAAGCAUGUCAGCAGUAAAUUUGAAUUCAAAUGCGUAAUUUGCUGCUAGAAGGUAUACACAUAACCAAGUCCUGACACCGCAACAUUUCUUGAAACUCUCAUGCCUUAGACUUAACCUGAGUGUUCAGAUCAGAUUAUAUCUUUGCUAUUUAUGCUUUAGAGUUAGUUUGAUAAGGGCUUUUUUAAGAGUCUGUGAACAAAUGUUCUCCUCCAGCUGUAUUGCAAGGCAAAGCAAACCAACCAAACAAAACCCCCUUAUUCUCAGCUGUUCAUUCCCUUUGCUAUGUAUUACCAUCCUUUCUUACCGAACUUACUGUACCGCUGCUCAUACAAAUGUUUCCUGGCUCACUCAGCACAGUUACUUGAUUUAGCACCCCCCUCCCCCAUCCUAAUCCAGCUAAUGCUGACAGGUAGAUGGGGAAACACUCACAUAAGCACUUGGCCCAGUCAAAGGGGUUGUCACAGCUGUUUAUAGAAUGCUUGUUCAUUCACACCUUUAAUAUUCCCACUUUGGCCUGCCUCAAAGAUCUGCCAAAACAAAAAUGUUUCCUUCCUGCAUACAUCUUUCUGACAGUAUCCAAAAUUCAACAAUUAGGACAUUCAUCUAAAAAAAUCUAAAAAUAUGAACACCAGUUGACAGUAGGAAACAGCUAUCUAAAAUUUAAAUCCUACCAUAGACUUAAAUCAAAAUCUUCUAUGUGGUAUAUAGGAAACUUUCUAAAGACAAAACAAGUCUCUCUCCAGUGAGUUGUUUUAAGCCUUUUAAUCAUUAUACAGCCGGAGUGAAACAGCAAAAUUAAUCCCUAGCACUUUCUGGUUUUCAUCCCUUCCAUGUAGCAGCACUGGCACAUCUACAAGAUCAAGGCAAUAAAAAGAUAAACCUUCACCACAUACACAUAAUCCUUUCCACAAAAAUUUAAAGAUAACUCAUUUGGAACACUUUAGUUUAUAUUGCUUUUUUAAUGAAGAAAUUUUUUAAUGAAGAUUAAAUACAGUUCCUAUGUCAAUCUUUCAGCAACACAUAGGUCUGAUUAAAGUUAACUUGUGUUGUCAUUCAGGAGAGUUGUAUGUGACCUAAAAGGUUAAAACAUUGACCAGAGAAUGUUAUCUCCACAAAAACCAGUCUCCAAUUCUUUGGUGGGUUUCUUACAUCUGUAAUGUAACUUUAGCAGUUAGCAGAUUUAGCUGCAAGUGAUGCAGGGAUUAAGUGGAUCUCCUAAAAUUUCCCAGGAAAACACCAUCUGAAUCAAAACGUGUAACACAAGUUUCUGGCACAUUCCUUUGUCUAAAGGCAGGAGGUAUACAUGAAAAUACUUUGGAUUGAGUGUUUUUGCUAUUGAGAAAUACUGCAAACAAUAUGACCCUGUAUUUUAUACAUCUACCCUGAAAAAAAUCUUACUUUGAACAAGCCUGCAAGAACUAGGAUAUGAAUUAAUCCUCUUCCCUCAGGACCUGAUUGCAAAUAAUGCACCAACCUUUGUAACUACACAUUCUACAUAGCGUGAGGAACAACUAGCCAGCAAGUAGAGGCAUAGAUUUUAAAACAGUACAUGUCUGUUGGCACUUCUAAGAAGAUCUGGCAAUAGAUCAAUCCCUUAAUAAUGAAAUAACCCUGAUUUAUGUAUCAACCAGUGUUACAGACCCACUGCAAUAUGUAUUACAAUGAAAAAAAAAGUGACUCUCCCAUCUCCAUUACAGUAGCACUUUUUAACAUCAACUAUAUUCUACAUGUAAAUAUCUUCUAGAGACACAUCCUUUCUAUAUUUAAAAUGCAGAAGCCACUUAAAAGUCCAUUAAUUGCUUUAAAUGGAGGAGGUUUUUUUGUUUUGUUUUGUUUCUUUUUAAGAAGGAGGAUGCCAGUUGGACAAAGAUAUUUUAUACCAACUUUCAAUGCUGAACUUAGAAAGAUGUGCAAACUUGGUGGGUGGGAAGAAAAGAAGCACUAACAAACAUAAUUCAUGGUGAUGCAAACUACAUAAGAUUUUAAUUUAAUAUUUUAUCUGCUAUUCUUAUCCUCCAAAAUACCUACUGGAAUAUAGUAUCACACAAAAAUGUGGCAGAAAUUGAGAAUUAAGCUUAAAGCAUUUUUCUUGCUCCCUUUUUCCAUGCUAAAUUUCUGUAUCUUUGGAAAGUCUAAGUUUCCCACUAGUCUUAUACAAUUUGCUGCAGAUUUUUUGAAUUCUCCAUGGAUUUCUUUAUUUCCAAAUACUUUUAAAUUACAAACUUUUCUUUUUGCAGAAAGACUGCUAUUAAGCUAUUCUGUUUUUUUUCCCUCGAUCAAAUAGUGUUUCUACUAACAUAUUGUACACAACUAGGAGUAGCAUAAAGAGAUUGUGGGUAUUAUUUUAUACGCUUUAAACACUGACAGACAGAAAUACAAAGAAAAAUACGAAGUUUUACUCUCCUAAUAGGAACACUGGCAUUCACAUAUAGUAUAUUUGAACCAAUAGGAAAUAUUACUUUGUAGUAGCACACACUUUGUAAAUAAAUACUUGUUAUUUUUUUAAUGGAAAUUUUAUAGAAGAAGUUAUUUCUGUAUACUCACGUUUACUGAAAAUGCUGCAAGUGGGAAUUGUACAUUGCAAAAUGGGGGUGGGGGAUAAGGGGCAGACAGCUGACUGACAUGAAAAGUAUGUACGCACUGGACAAAAACAAUAUUCAGCUGUUUGUGAACAGGAAAGUAAAGUUUUACUGUAGAGGAACAGAAUAAAAGACUUUCAAGGCAA